Centruroides sculpturatus (bark scorpion) is the source of this 534-nucleotide messenger RNA. RefSeq names its product zinc finger MYM-type protein 6-like. The record is from RefSeq and is a predicted model, not a curated record. The transcript has 2 exons. Gene Ontology annotation, molecular function: protein dimerization activity. The coding region runs from base 1 to 534 and encodes 177 amino acids. Lineage: Eukaryota; Metazoa; Arthropoda; Arachnida; Scorpiones; Buthidae.
AUGACAGCAUGGGAAUCUAUGGAAGAGAACAGGAGAAAUCUUGAGACUCUGAUGGCAAGAUUAAAAUUGGAAGAGUCAGGCUUAAACAGGGAGAGAUUGAGAAAGACAAUGGACAAGCUUGAGAAUCUACAAUGUAACAGCAGAUACAGUAAAAAGGGAACUGGAAAAGCUCAAAAGGGAACAGAGGAAGAACUACAACUGCAAACUAAUAGAUUGUACGACUUUGAAUAUGAAAAACUAAUCAAAUUAAGUUCAGACUUGGGAUUUAAAACAUUGUUUGAAUCAAUGCCCAUAACACAGUUUUGGAUUAAAGUUAAAUCUGAAUAUCCAGUUUUACAUAAAAAGGCAGUUAGGAUGUUACUACCUUUUUCAACAACGUACUUAUGUGAAUCAACGUUUUCAGCAAUGGUAAUGAUAAAAUUGAAACAACGAAAUCGUUAUAGUGUUAGUUCUGCCUCACGCCUUGCAGUUACCACCUUAACUCCAAGAAUUGAUGAUCUUACUAGCAAAAAAGAAAAGCAGCGAUCACAUUGA